Messenger RNA from Panicum virgatum (switchgrass), 3552 nucleotides. RefSeq names its product atherin-like. NCBI's taxonomy places the organism in Eukaryota, Viridiplantae, Streptophyta, Magnoliopsida, Poales, Poaceae. The record is from RefSeq and is a predicted model, not a curated record. Bases 197 to 478 code for a protein of 93 amino acids. The transcript has 2 exons.
UCCCUCCUCGUCCCCUUAGCUUCCUCCCCACCUUCCCCCCCUUCUCUCCCCCCUGCGGCAGCCGAACCCAGAAGAGAAUCCCCAGCACUCCACCGUGCCGCAGGCCCUAAAUCUCGUCGACUCGUACGACGCCGGCGCGGGCUACUUCCGCGUGCUCUACAGGGACGGCGACUCCGAGGAGGUCGACGCCGACGAGAUGGGCCGGAUGCCCGUCGGCCCCGCCCGCGCCGCAGCAGACGCCGCGGCGGGGAGGCGCCCGAAGAAGCGCCACGGCGGGGACGAGGAGCCGUCGCCGCCGUCCCCGCUGCCGGACCCGGACGCCGUGGUGCCGGCUGUCCCUGCCGCUGGCGAGUCGUCGCCGUCGGGUGGGGAGGCCGAGCCCGCCACGCCCGCGCAAGUGGUCCGGCGCGUCGGUGGCGCUCCGGCAGGUCGUCGCCGCGGCACUUUGCCAGGCGUGCUGACAGGUCCUAUCAAAUAAUGGUAAGCUACCGAAUCACUACAUGGUUGUAUUACUGGAUGAUUAAAUUAGGUGUAUCUGCUUUUGCAUUCACAUGGACGCACAUGUAAUGCAUUUUAGGAUUUACUAUCAGGGAUCCUUGUGACAUUGAUUUUGAUUUUAGUUCAUUUCAACCCAAACAGAGUACGCUCUAACAAACUUGGUAUGAUAUUCCAUGAUGUGUUGAGAUGCAUAUUGAAUCAGACAUACAUAUCUAAUUGGCUGAAACUAGUUGUGCACACAAGAGCUUUGGCACGUACAGGGAGCAGAAUUUGGAGUAUGCAGGAGCUGAUAAUGCACCACCUUCCUAACCGCCAUCAUCAACCUUGGUUGCUAAGAUUCCAAUUAGAAUUCUCAUCACGCUGCCUACCACAAAAGAGAAUUGAAGGUAAAAUAUGGUGCAUGAUGGGCAUUGGCGGAUCCCGCGGCAAGUCUAUUCCAUUGCCCACGUUUAAAACAGAGGCACCGCGAAAGGCCGGGCGGUUGAGAUGGCUAUCCCGGCCCGGUAGCGUCGCGCUCCUAGCAGGUCGUGAGUUCGAAUCUCAUCAGAAGUGAAUUUCAGACUGCUAGGAGAAAAAAAAACCCUUGCUGUGUUCGCCGCAAGGCUUGGCCCUCUCGGACAUGGGCCAGAGUUCGCGGGGUUUCUCUACCCGGUUAGCCGGUUAUGCUUACUCUUAAUGAAAAAACGGUGGGGUCCGUUCCACACCCCCGAUAGAGUUUUUUUAAAACAGAGGCACCGUUCGUUUCGGGGGAGAAAUCCCCCCUGCUAUCCCCCAAUAGUACUUUGGUUGGUUUACUGCCGUACAUCAGGCACAAUCAACGGCACUGGAAGCUUCCGUGCCUGAGGUGGAAAAAAUCCCACUCCCCACCCCCCAAAACGAACGCAGCCAGAGUACAAGAUAGAGUUUGUAAAAUCUUAGUGCACUUUGUUAUUUCAUUGACCUGCUUUACAUUUGAUAGACACUGCGAUAAAUAAAAUAAUCAGCAGGGCGACGUUUAGCCAAUCUCUUGUGCUUGUGCAGGUUACCUACCGCAUUUUUCCAUCUUAGCGCAAAGCUUUAUCAGUAUAUGCGUGUUCAAGACAGCCAAGCAAAUUCUGGAUGGGCAAAACCAUUAUUAAGAAACAGUAGAUUGGUUUGGACGUUUGGUACAAAUAUAACAUCUUAAACAUGAACUGUUUGCCUACAUAAUUUUUAGUCCACGGACAAAUUCUCUCAAUUAUCAAGCUAAUGGAGCUAGUUGAAAAUUAACAGUACUGACAGUAAUCUCUUUCAGCUGAACAUAAUCAAUAUGCAUGACAUCCAUGACAAAUAGACUACAUUUAAUAUUUCAGGUCUAUAAAUCUGCUACUAUUAUCUUUCAGGUGAGUACAUUAAAAAUGCAUGUCUUUGCAUUUGAUCUCAAAUAAUCUUCUCUAAUUGGGUCCCAGAAAAUCCCGCAUGCGUGUUUGCACUGGCUGUGAUUUCAUAUUUCAUAUCAAUCAAAAGAAGAGAAGAAUGUAACAGCAAACCAAUGUCAUGCCAGUCUUUUCGCAGCAUGGUGGCUUGUGUCCAUUCUUUUCGCAGCAUGGUGGUUGUGUUCCUAAUUUAUAAAGAACUACACGAAGCUACAAACUAGAACAGAGGAAUAAGAAGAAAAAACAAUUUGCAUCAGGUGUGAACAGCAAAUGCAGAGUAGGUUACUCACAUAUGAUGUGUGCCAGUGUGGGUCCAAAAGACUUAAAUAUUUAUGAAACAAAAAGAAAUCUAGGAAAAUUUCUUGGACACAAACACUCAAGCAUGUGAAUGCAAAAAUCUCAUUUACCUGUCGAUGCAGUGCGAUCAUGUAAACAUACAGCUGGUGACCAUAGCAAGGGUUACAGGUAAUGUCACACAUGGACAAUAGUUUAUUUGGACCCAAAAUCUUGUUAAAGAUCUCGCGAUGGCUCCCAAGUUCCGUCUUCAUUCAGGAUAAAGGAUUCAAGUGUCGCAUGCCUAUCAUCAUAUACUACAUUUUGCGUAGAUUUUACUUCAGAUAGCAAAUCUCAUGCUUUCUCUAUUCAUUUACUGCUCUUCUCCUAUUGUGGUCCAUCCCUUUUAUUUUUUAAUCCAAUCUUUAUUUGACUAAAUGUCGAUGUGUUAGUUGAGCAAUAUCUUAGUUUGCAAAUCCCAUCUUUUGGACUUGGGCCUUUUAGGUCCUGCCACUUUAUUGUUUUCCUGAAUUUUUGUUCUUUUUAGGAUUUUAUUUACCUUGCAUUUUUUUAGGAUGACUGGUGGCAUUCCUGUCAUCGAGUUAAUAACUAUGGCAUGUGUAAAAACAUGGAUUGUUGGUGGCUCAUUAUUGUUAGUGGCAUGUUGUUCCCCCCUAAAUGUUUUGAUUUAUCUUACAAAUACUAUUUGUCAGCAACUAAUUUAUUUUUAUAUUCUGUAUGUACUCCCCAUGAAGAAGAAUGCCAGGUACCCACUGUAUAUUGGUUUUGUACCCACACUGUACAUAUCUACAAAUCCAAGCAAUGGCAUUCAAGAAUAAUGACCAGGCAAGUAAACAGUACAUGCUCUGCUUAUAUGUGUGUUGCUAACUAUUUGCCUCCUAGGUAGAUUUGUUGGUGGAGAGUGCUUCUGGAACAGACGAACACUACAACAGUGAAGGAGCGCACCGGUCGAAGUGAACAACUCCAAGCCAGAAACGAGGUUUCGUACAAUAAAUUGGAUUCUCUCUCUGUAUUCAAUGUGUUCCAUCAAUGUACAGGGGUCGGGUAUUUAUAGGUGACAGCUCACCUACCACCCUCCGUUAUUACACCGUAAUGCCCCCUAACAACUAUAUUCCCGGAAUAUUCCCGGGGUACAACCGUAUUUUUACAUCAUUUGGUUAAUUACAUCCGAGCCUCUUCUGCCCAUUGGGCCCAUUACAGCCCAUUGGGCCCAUUACAAGAUUCCCUGCGCGGCUUUCGAAGUGCUUACUCUUCGAUGCCUUCCCUUCCGGUCUUCGACUUCGCAGUCGGCGCCCUGGUCUUCGCCGUAGGCGCCUCGGUCUUCCCCUCUCUCCGCUUCUCUUCGUCUUCGCCUGUGACGAACCGG